Molecule: messenger RNA, 1739 nt
Organism: Oldenlandia corymbosa var. corymbosa
Lineage: Eukaryota; Viridiplantae; Streptophyta; Magnoliopsida; Gentianales; Rubiaceae
Source: the annotation of a GenBank genome assembly
UAUGGAAUGACUGAUUAAUUUAAAGAAGACAAUUUAUUUACAUGGAAGUGACAUAAUUAUGCCAAAUUACAAAAAAUCGGCUGACAAUAAAAAUUGUAGAAGGAAAUCAAUAAAAUUUCUGCAGGGAUAGAAUGGUAACUGCGCAUUGUAAUUUGCAGUGCCGGUUAAGUUCAACUGUUCAACUCAACGUUACUGGGAAAAGUUGGAGUUUUGACGAGGAGAGGAGAGGAAGUUGAUGGCGCCGGAGAUCAGCUGGCGCGGGCUCACAGCAACUCUCGUAGUCUUACUGCUGAUCCAGCCGUCGAUCUCCAUUUACUGCGACGACGAUGAUUGCUAUGAUCUCCUCGGGGUUUCUCAAUAUGCUAAUUCUUCCGAGAUUAAGAAAGCCUACUACAAGCUCUCACUUAAGCAUCACCCGGAUAAAAAUCCUGAUCCGGAAUCAAAGAAGCUGUUUGUGAAAAUUGCGAAUGCUUAUGAGAUUUUGAAAGAUGAAUCUACAAGGGCACAAUAUGAUUAUGCAAUUGCUCACCCAGAGGAGGUAUUCUACAACACAGCAAGGUACUACCAGGCUUAUUAUGGUCACAAAACAGAUCCUCGUGCAGUUCUUGUGGGUCUUCUGUUGGUGCUUUCUGCAUUUCAAUAUAUGAAUCAGUUGACGAGGUAUAAGCAGGCUCUUGAUAUGGUCAAGAGGACACCAGCGUAUAAAAACAAGCUGAAGGCACUGGAACUUGAGCGCACUGGGGGAGCAACAAAUAGAAAGAAGAGCAAUAAGCAAAUGAACAAGAAGAUGGAAGAAGACCUCAGCAAUGAGCUUGAACUGCAAAUUAAGGGGGCCGAAAAGCCAUCCGUCUGGGGACUUGUUGGGGUUCGUUUCAUUCUUCUUCCAUAUGCAGCUGGUAAGAUGUUAUUGUGGUGUGUCCGUUGGUUAUGGAGAUACAAGGUCAAGCGAGCUCCAUAUUCAUGGGAAGAUGCCUCCUACUUGACACGAAGAUCCUUGGGUGUGCCACAUGAUUCGUGGAACUAUAUUGGUAGUUUUCCUCUUUUCGAAGUGGUGCUUUAAUGAAUCUCUUGGGUGUGUUCUGCAGACGAAUCAACAAAGGAAGAUCUCAUUGGGAGACGGCUAUGGGAGAAAUCCAACUUGCAGAGCUACAUGGCGGAGAUGCGGAAAGAGUCGAAGCGAAGAAGAUGACGAAUCUCAAACAUGGAGAGCAAAUUUUGAUGCUGGAAUACUGACUACCUCGCGCACAGCAAUUUCUCCGAUUACAAUUCAACCGGACAAUGUUCGACACUCGGUAAUAUUUCAUACGUCAUUGACCCCACGUAGAAGCCACGUAUAGAGUGAAUACAUACUGGGGAACGGGAUAGGUCUGUUUUAAAAGAAAAACGCUGAGGAAGUUGCUUAGAAGUUUUAGAAAUAGGUAGAGGGUUUUCGGCUAUUUUAAGCAUUGUAAUCCUAUUUGCUUCGCGUUGAGAAUUUUCAAGGCGCAUUUCAAUCAAUUCCAUUAGCAACUCUGUAGUGAGGAUAUGUGAUAUAUCUUGCAUAGAGAUUUCAUCAAACUCAGUGACUGAUUGAUGAUAUCCUGCAAAUCAGAAAUCUGAGGCUCAGCACAGCUGGAUUAAAAAACAACCUCGCAGCAUACUUCUUUCCCAAAUGAGCAAGUUUCUGAAUAGUUGAAUCAUAUUAUCUGAAUUAACUUCAUUAGGUACAAGGACAAUCCUUAUCCAUCAGACAUACAAAC